CACCGGGAAUUGGACGUUGUCGUUGUCGUUGUUGUCGUGUCCUGUCGGCAGCACUGGCAGCUAGCGUCAGUAUUAGCAGCACAAGCAGCAGCACCAGCAGCAGCACAAGCAGCAGCAGUGGCAGUACGAGAUCGCGCGACUCACAACAACGGUGUGUUCGUUUUUGAUCAGUGCGCGAAGUGCGUGUGUCUGUGUCUGUGUGUUGGUGAGUGUGUUUCGGUUGCGGCGUGUGGCGGCCCGUGACGGGUGGCCGGCCCUAGAGCAAAUGGAUCCGGUACCGGCGUGGACCCAGCCCGUUUGACCUACCACACCGGGCCAGCAGCAAACACUGCUUCUCAAACUGCUCCUCAAACUCCAAUCAACCGAGAUAGCCGAGCGUGAAACCGACCACCAUUCAACAAACACACCGUGACAAACGCUGCCACGCGGCGCGCGCGGGAUCGGAGGCUCCGGUGGCGGUGGAUCCGAACCGAACCGUGAAAGACAUGCGUGCCAGUGGGCGGUGGACGUUACAGCACGCCAGAGCCAUCGUGUGCCAUCGAUUUUCCGCCAAACAGCAACAGCACCAGUAACCAAGGGAGCACCAAGACAGACACUGUGGAGCAGUCCGCAGUCCGUUCACUUUUCGAUUCCAAAAGGGGUAAACACACCGAUCGUUUACGAUGGGAUACGAUUGCCAGUCACCAGCGGCUGUGCUCCUGUGAGAUUAGGCAGGUAAGACCGACGGACCGACGGCCCGGUAUUACGGUAUGCGACACAGCGGCAGUGAUCACCACCGGCAGCCAGCAUCACCACAGCAACAGCAACAGCAACACCAGCCACAGCUCCAGUACAAGUUGGUGCAGCUACACUUGGGAGGCAGCAUGACGUCAGGGCACGAGAACGGUGGCAGCAGACAGCGAACGGUGGCCACGACGUACCAGCGACGGCCGACGGGAUCCCACAGGCAACAACACAGGACGGCGGCAGCUACGGCGAGGCCCCGGCCCCUGAACCGUAGCUACCGAUCACGGGACGCGGUGCCCCACAGUGCUCCUCAGUCGCCUCAGCCACCUCUUCCUCUUGGUCGUGUUCGGCGCAGUAGUCGGGCGACGCAAGCGUCCAGCAGUAAUCGUAGUAGUUCGAACCGUACUUGUUUUCAUCGUUACCAAUACCUUCGACCUGUUGUAGCUAUCCUGUAUAUAGUGCUAGCGGUGCUCCUGGCCAACGUGUCAGCAUUCGAACCAGACUUUGUCUAUCCACUCGAGAACGUCACGGUGGCGAAAGGGCGCGAUGCCACCUUCACCUGCGUCGUGAACAAUCUCGGUGGUUAUCGGGUCGCCUGGAUCAAGGCGGACGCGAAGGCAAUACUGGCGAUCCACGAGCACGUCAUCACCAACAAUGGGCGGCUAUCGGUGACGCACAACGACUACAACACCUGGACGCUGCCUGCGGUGUGCUGGUUUUCAUCACGGGUUCAUCCACUGAUCCAGGUGCCGAACCAGCUCGUCGGCGCACCGCUCAACACCGACGUGACACUCAUCUGCAACGUGGAAGCCUCACCGAAAGCCAUCAACUACUGGCAGCGGGAAAACGGUGAGAUGAUCAUCUCGAACGAGCGCUACCUGAUGAACGAGAACGAAAGCUCGAUGUACGCGGUCCAGAUGACGCUCGUCAUCCGCAAGCUGCACAAGGCGGACAUGGGCGGCUACAAGUGCAUCUCGAAGAACAGCAUCGGCGACGCGGAGGGUACGAUCCGGCUGUACGAGAUGGAGCUGCAAAAGAAGUCCAAAUCGGCGCACCGGCUCAACAGCGUCGAGGAUACCUCAGGCAACGACGAGAUCAAUGCCACGCCAAACGUCGAUCAGCUCGAGGAAACGAACAAAAUCCACAAGAACGGCCGGCUGUACAAGGGGUUGCAGACCGGCGACAAUGACCUCAUUACCUCAAGCACGAACGGUGCAUUCCGGCCACCGGUCCCACUCAAACCGGCCACCUGCGCCUGCUCCUGGUGCUUCGUCGUCGUCCUGCUGUGCGCCCUGGCCACGGUACGCUUCCAGUGUCCGGGCACCGUCUCGCUGCCGGCCCGCACCCACCACGGAGCGCACCAACGUUCGCAACCGCAAUGGCCAUCCGAACCACCGGAACCACCGGCACGGUGGCCACCGGUCCCACACCAUUGUCAGCUCGGUCCCCGGGUCCUCAGCUAGGCCAAGCAGCAGCAGCAGCAGCAGCAGCAGCAGGUAGCAGCCCUCCGUCAUCCACCAUCCGUCAGCAAAACCGUACGCUCUCUGGUUACGCGGUGUUUGGUCCUUUCGAACCGA
Messenger RNA from Anopheles aquasalis, 2303 nucleotides. RefSeq lists its product as uncharacterized. NCBI's taxonomy places the organism in Eukaryota, Metazoa, Arthropoda, Insecta, Diptera, Culicidae. The record is from RefSeq and is a predicted model, not a curated record. Gene Ontology annotation, cellular component: neuron projection.